Messenger RNA from Lichtheimia ornata, 3003 nucleotides. RefSeq lists its product as uncharacterized. Bases 1 to 3003 code for a protein of 1000 amino acids. The transcript is spliced from 12 exons. NCBI's taxonomy places the organism in Eukaryota, Fungi, Mucoromycota, Mucoromycetes, Mucorales, Lichtheimiaceae. The record is from RefSeq and is a predicted model, not a curated record.
AUGGAUCACUCCACGUUUUUAUCAAAGACACUCAACAAAUUCAACAAACACCCGCGGAAACGCACUCAGCUUGUCCAAGAAGCCAUCCUCCCUUGGUUACGCAGCAACAAGUCAAUUGCACUAUCAUCCUUAUCAACACCAUCCACCCCAAAAAAGACCAACAAGCUACGCAAUUUACUCGCAUCUCGCAAAGGAAAAGGUCGUCGCCAAAAGGGGUUGACAGCAGAUACAGCAGCAGCAUCCCACAUUGAUGGCCUGAUACAAGUCUUGCUCGAAUGGUGGAAAGCCUUGAUGGGUUCGGUGAGAUACAUCGAACAUUCGCAGCAAACGCCCUAUCUUGAAUCCAUUGUUGAGAUCCUUUCUCGCGAGGAAUUCAUAUCCUAUGACCACCAUCUCCUUGCCUCCGACCUCGGCUGUGAAACAAAUAGCGAUGCCACCAAUCUCAGAUCAAGUUACCUCGAGUUGCUCAAUGAUACGGUUCAAUACGCCAUCAACAGUGCCAAUGCAAGCACCGUACAUCCUGGGUCCAUGAUAUUUUGUGCACAUGUCUUGGCUUUAGGCUUUUUCAAGUUGCCAGGAUUAGCUUAUCACCUUCUCAAUCUUUUACCUGUACAACGCCGGACACUAUCCCGAAUCCGUCAAGAGCUCUUAUGCAACGCCCCAUCUUGCACAACCACCUCCUCGUCAUCAUCAUCACCAUUAUCAUCAUCGGCAGCAGUAGUAGCUCCUGACAUUGUAUCCCGAUUGUUCAAUGCUAUGCCAAACCAUCUCCAUCCCUUAAUGAAAAACCCAUCAGGACAAGUGGACAGCAAGUAUAUGGCAGUAUGUACCAUCAAAUUUGGCGAUCAUUGGAUAUCAAGGUGGCAAACAAGUGAUCGUGCAUUUUACAUCCUUUUCUAUCAACGUUAUCACUUGCAUCUGAGGACAUAUAUAGAUGCAGCUACGCUUCUCCCGAAUGCAAGCACAUUGCUAUUAUCAGAAAAGAACCCAUUACUUGCAUGGUCACCAGGGUAUCUUCACUUUGCAGCUUACAUGGCGGACAAGAUUGUGCAUUUGCUGCAGUAUGACCCGGCAACAACUAUGGCCUCAUUAUUGUUGAAUCCCAAUUCCACCACAACGACGACUAUUUUGUCCCAUCCCCAACAACAAAAGGAGGCACCAUGUAACACAAUGGAUACACAAGCGAGUUUUGAAAUUGCCAAGAAUGAUCUACGUUCGGCAUCGCCACCUCCAUUUGCCACUGCAAUAAGCGGUAGAACGGCUAUUGACGAAAGCAGUAACAACGCCAUGUUUUUGCCCGAGUCAAGAAGACAAAGCCUUGGAGCGGAUACCAUCCAAUGUAGCAAACCCAUGGUGUUGCGAUCCAUGGUGAUCAAUAUGAGUGCAUUGGAUCAGCAGCAGCAUCAGCAUCAGCAAACAUCUGCAUCUGGUAAACCACGCACAUUGGAUGCAACAUCGCGCCGUUAUGCAUAUUGCCUUGUUUCGUGUGGCAUGCCUUUGAAUGAUAUCACGGGACUGCUUCUAUUUCGAGACAUGCUCAACGUUUGGAUUCGAACUAUUGCCAAACAAAUCAGGUUGACUGUACCGACAAGUGUAUUUUGCUUUCUCGACUUUGUUGAAGAUCUCUUUGUGGAAAUACAAAAGAAAGACAAUCCAAGAAGCACGUUUGAUUAUCUUGAUCUCCCAUUCGUCAUUCACACCCUGAACAUCAUUCUUGUGCAAUGCGACAAUACGAUCGUCCAAAUGCGAGCACUUGCGUUCAUCUACACCCAAUUUGCAUCCUUGACGGAGAGCCAUCCCGAGUAUUUGACGAUGCUAUGCAACCGUAUCUUGCUUCAUCCUUUUGUAUUUGAGAGGUAUCUCACCCAUUGGCACUCUGGUAUUCGCGUGAUUUUCCUUCAAUGUCUUUUUUGGCGCCUAAGACCCGUAUGGUGCUUUGCCACUGUUCCCUGGAAACCAACCCCGGCUUCUUCAUCUUCAACUACAACAAAAGAAUGCAAUGGCAAACAUUGUUGGCAUAGAUGGCACCUAGAACAUCCAAGUUUCACAGCCAACAUCCCGCAUUUCAGGAAGUGCCGCUUAGCCAUCUUGGAAGUGCAUAUUGCCAUGGAGACAAUUCUUUCAGCUUUUCAUCGACAAUACGAUCAUCUUCAAUCAAUGUAUGGCAGCAUCAUUGAUCCUCGUGAGAGACAUGCAGAGUUGAUUCGACUUGAAGCUGAUGAUGUUCAAGCACCUACUCCUUUCCUCCCUGGCACUUUUGCAUCAACACUAAACCGCCCCGAAUACGAGGAUGCAUCACACAGACAGCAGCAACAACCAGGGAAGCCAAAGUCAACACGCUUACGAGCUUCACAUUCUCGAGAAGAACAACAGAAACGGGCAACACGGCGAUUGAGCAACAUUUACAAUCAUACAACGAGACGAUUAUCAGCUGUAUUUUCCUCGUCAGCAACCUCCUUACCUUCUUCACCUGAUGAAAAGUUUUCUACUUUUUCACCACGGCGUUUUAGCGAACCAAAGCUGUCAUUGAUGGGUCCAACGGCAUCAUCCACCCGUUCACCAUUACCUUGUGAUGAGUAUUACCUCGUGCCAGAUGCAUACAAAUCCAACACCCAUAAGCGCAGCAUGGUGACCUAUUUUUACCAUACCAGCAACAGCAGUCUUGGUGUAGAUGAUCAUUUCAGUGCCCACGGUGAUAAAGUGACUAGCAGUGCCAGCACCAGCACCAGCACCAGUAGUAGCAGCAGUCGAUGUGGUGGUGACGAUUCAGCUUAUGCGAGUGGCACAUCUACUCCCAUCAAACCACCCAUGGUACACCCUGAUGUCUCAAUUUCAGAAUCGAUCCAAGAUGCAAGUACAUGGCAAUAUUCACCCUUGGUUCACAAGUAUGCCAUCAAAGCAGUCGAGGAAAUGGAGCGUAUAGCAAAAUGCAAAACACCACCAGCUGCGACAUCCUUGUCAGUGGAUUGGCCCAAGGCAUGGUCUUUUCCAAUGGCACUUUAA